AUGGCGGAACCACAGCAGCAGAACAGCCACCAGAGCAAGCUGGCAUUUUCGUACAGUCUGGUCGGCAUCAAGGCCCCAGACAAACCCGACCACCAACUCCUUCGUGUCGAGAAAUUUAGUAGCACCGCGUAUUCGGGCGAGCGAAUUGCCGAGAACACCCUCACUGUCACUCCAGAGGAGACAAAGACAAAUGUCGACAACGUGACGUGCACCGGCCUUUGGGUCGGCGUGCGUCCACAUCGGGCCGCUGUGCUCAGACAGCAGAAAUCAGCUUCUGUCGGCGAUGAUCCCGUCACCCAGGCCGCCCUGGAUGUCCUCAAGAAGAUCGACAAGCCAUUCAAAGCUUCAGUGAACUCGGUGGUGGCGCUCGACGUUCUCCCGGUCUGGCCACAUGAGGAAUUCAUGACCAAAGUUGUCGCCGGCAAAAUCCUUUACUAUGAAUUGGUCAACCGCAAUCCGCAGAGUAAGUUAUGUCAAGCUAUCCCUGUUACCGCGGAAGACGUCUUCUUCUUCCAGCCUUACCGCGACGAUGACCAGGGUCAAAUCGGAAAGAGAAUCAAGGAGUGGCCAAACGAGAUCAAGAACUACUUGGCCGAGACACUUCAAGCUUCCAUGGAUCAAGGUGGCUUCCGCCCUGCCAAGUCAACCGCACGGGUUCAGUUCCCUCCCGAGAUCAGCCAGGCCCUAGACAUUCAGUCCAUGUCUUCUCAGUACGCGGUCACGGGCGCCUCUUGGCUUCUAGAUGAGAUGGAAAGAGCGCUUCUGAAGUCUGAGGAGGACUUCAAGGACGCUGACAUCCCCCAACUUAUCGCAAUGUAUCGUCUGAUGAACCUGCAUCACAAGUUCGAGAAAGAAGACGCCAAAGAGGCACACCGCUGGCUCACGGACAUGUUUCCUGGCCUAGUGAAGACCGGCACAUUGACACCCGAGAACGUCUCCAAAUACGCAAAUUAUCUCCGGGAUACGGAAACCCGCGUAACUUACGGCGACAUCCGCACAGGCUUGGGGGCGUACCUCUUUCUGCAGUAUAUUAUACAACACAGCAAGACACUUGAUACAACUACCAACUCUGCGAUCAGCAAAGAGAUUGCGCUGAUGCGCCCUUUCUUCCACGAAGAAGCCCAGGGACCGCCUCCGAAAUGCACAAAGGUGGACACAAACCUGGAGCUCUGGUUGAGCGACCACAUUCGGCUGCUGCAGCGCAUUGUGGACGCACACAACGACUCUCUGACAGGUAUCGUCGAUUACCACGGUACGGCCGCGUCUCCCGACAACUUGGAUGACCUCUGGGAGGCUGCCGGCAACUCCCCUGAUACCGACGGAGCCAAGUUCUUCGCCUUGCAGGCCAGCCGGUUCUUCGCCAAGGAGGUGAUUGCGAAGUACAACGUCACGACCAAGAACCUCGAGAUCUACAUCAACAUGUGUAAGAAGGCGGUCAAGGAUCUCAAAGCUGCCGCGGGCGACGGACCCGUUGACGAAGAGGAUACAGAUGCCGAGAUGCAAGAUGAUUGA
Alternaria arbusti is the source of this 1512-nucleotide messenger RNA. RefSeq lists its product as uncharacterized. Bases 1 to 1512 code for a protein of 503 amino acids. The transcript is spliced from 5 exons. The record is from RefSeq and is a predicted model, not a curated record. NCBI's taxonomy places the organism in Eukaryota, Fungi, Ascomycota, Dothideomycetes, Pleosporales, Pleosporaceae.